This is a messenger RNA of Dermacentor andersoni, 2201 nucleotides long. RefSeq names its product serine/threonine-protein phosphatase 2A regulatory subunit B'' subunit gamma-like. Gene Ontology annotation, molecular function: calcium ion binding. NCBI's taxonomy places the organism in Eukaryota, Metazoa, Arthropoda, Arachnida, Ixodida, Ixodidae. Gene Ontology annotation, cellular component: centrosome; spindle. The record is from RefSeq and is a predicted model, not a curated record. Gene Ontology annotation, biological process: positive regulation of B cell differentiation; microtubule cytoskeleton organization; B cell homeostasis.
UAGUAGUUUAGGCAGUGUGUGUUUUUGUCAGCGCUAGUUUUCGUUUUGAUCCGAUUGGCAUGCUGACUGCUGUUACUGGCGGUUCUAGGCGUUGUAGCUGUGUGGCGUGAUACUGGCGGUUGAUACUCGCAAAAUUAAUGGUUUGCACUGAAGUAAUCGCCUUUUUCAGCCGAGUCUGUCAGGCCCAGCAAUGAUUCGCACCUCAUCGACCCAAUGCUCGCAAUCAAAGCCUACGUUAAAAGAUGCUUUACGCACUGCCUGUGCGGCCCCUGCAGCGGCUAACAUUGAUAAAAGUGAAGACGAGUUGUUCGUCGAGCUCUACGUUUCCCCCAGCAAGCGAUCGGACGCAGAAAGCUCAGUUCCUCGCUUUCAUUACAAACUGCCUUCUGACGACAACGUGUUGUCGCAGAAAUUGAGGGGGGAGGCUCGUGCACUGCUUCUAGAGCGACGUAACGCCGAACUUUUGGACCACGAUGAAUUGAAGACGCUCAUGGACGAAUUGGCCAAUGUGUCCUCUCCUCCAAUCGUUCAUGAAAAAGCCAUGCUCAACUACGCAGAUUUCAAGAAAGUGUCGAAACGUUGCGGCGAAAAAUGUCGGUCGUUCUUCACUGCCAAGACGUUCGCCAAGUUGCUGCAAAAGGACCCUUACGGCCGAAUAUCUGUGGAUGACUUUUUCAACUACGUCAUGAAGAAGGUGUGGAUGCAACAGUCUCGUGUUAACCUUUCUUUGUACGACGUUUCAGGCCAAGGCUACCUGAGAGAGCUUGACCUAGAAGCAUACAUAAAGGAUCUUAUACCCAGCCUGCCUCAAAUUAACGGCAUUGAGCAAACGUUUCACUCUUUCUAUGUGUGCACAGCUUUGCGGAAGUUCUGCUUUUUUCUCGAUCCCUUGCGGACUGGAAAGAUAAAGAUACAGGACAUCCUAUGUUGCUCGUUCCACGACGACCUUACUGAGCUGCGAAGCGACAAGCUGACCAGUACAGAUUUGGACACGAACUGGUUUUCCGCCACAUCGGCCCUCAAAGUUUAUGGCGACUACCUCAACUUGGACAGGAACCGUAACGGGAUGUUAAGCAAAAGUGAGCUGGCCAGGUAUGGCAAGGGAACACUGACGCAGGCAUUUAUCGACAGAGUGUUUCAGGAGUGUCAGACGUAUGACGGGGACAUUGACUACAAGACAUACCUCGACCUUGUCUUAGCCUUGGAAAACCGCAAAGAGCCACAGGCACUGCAGUUUUUCUUUCGUAUUCUAGAUAUUAAUGGUCGUGGUUACCUGGAUGUCUUCUCACUCAACUAUUUCUUUCGAGACAUACAGGAGCAGAUGAGAAAACAUAACCAGGAACCUGUCAAGUUUGAGGAUGUAAAAGACGAAAUCUUUGACAUGGUUAAGCCAGAGGACCCAUGCAAAAUUACUCUUAAGGACCUUAUACGUUGUGGUAAAGGCAGCACAGUAGUCAGCAUCCUCAUAGAUGUCAAUGAAUUCUGGGCCUAUGACAACAGGGACACACUGGCUGCAGAUGUCUAAUUGCUACAUGGUCAGCAUUCAAGUUGUUUUCUCUGUAAUCUUGGACUUCAUGUGGUGAUAUCAUUAACAGCAUUGGUUAGCUGCUGGCAUGUUUCCACUUAUCGGUUAAUACCUUCAAGCAUCAAAUAAUUGUUAAAAAUUUUGAUUUAUCACAUAUCAUGCAUCUUCAGCAUCACUAAGCUAAGCUGAGCAUUAUUACCCUGCCUCUGUUGAUUGCUUAUAAUAAAUUCUGAUUUUAAUCAUACUCCAUAAUUUUAGCAGGUUUUCUUGCAUUCACUGAUAUGCGCUCCAUGCCUGAGCUCUCGGAAGUGCUGUUGGUGUCAAAAGAAAAGUCUCGAGUAGUUUCGGGUGACAAACACAGUGAUCUAUUCAGUAGCAGGCUUUAACAGAGCAGAAAUUUAUAAUCAUUGCUAAACCCUUGCCCCAUAAACUUUUGGCACUCAUACAUAAAGUGCAGGAACCAUAUCAAUUAUUUCAUGUGAAUUGUGCUCAAAAAACAGUUGACCACUUUGGAAAUUUGCUUGCUGUCAAAAACAAUUUGCUAUACAACAACAUAGCAUCACAGCAAACACAGAAAGUGGCAUGUUUGUAACUCCUUUCUUUUAUUAUUACAAUAUUGCAACACUUUUCACUAACAUGUAUGGUGCAUAUUAAUAAAUCUUAGAGCACAGGCCCA